AGCCAUUGUGGCUCGAGUGUUCACCUGGCCUCGGACCGUCGGGCCGUUUUCUGACUUGUGCGCGGUGGUAGCUGCAGCAUGACAGUGCCUGCUUGCUGGAAUGGGCCCCUGAGGAGGUCAGCGGUCAGGUCGUACCCUGCAUUCUCACCAGGGCGACCCUGCUGGAGGCGCAGUUGGUUCUGCUCUCCGGCCACGCGGCAGGGGCACGGAGACGGUGGCCACGGUCAGGGCCUGACUGCAGACAUAGAAGCAGAGAUAGAAGAUGAUGGCCUCCGCAGGAAGGCCACACGAGUGACUUGGCUGGGGGUCGGAGCAAACGUUUGUCUGACAGGGCUCAAGGGUGCUGCGGGGUACGCCUCUGGAAGCACGGGCCUGAUGGCGGACGCGGUGCACAACAUGACGGACCUCGCCGGAGACGCCGUGUCGCUUCUCACUCUGCGGGUGGUCGCCGCGCCUGCUGACGAGAAGUAUCCGUAUGGAUACGGGAAGUACGACGCUGUCGGGACGCUGGGGGUCGCUGGGAUUCUCCUGGUCACCGCAGGUGAGAUACUUCACCAGUCGCUCGAGUCUCUGCUAGAGGUUGUUCGGGGAAACCCGUGUGGGCUGCAGAUGGCUCCGAUGGCGCUGGGAGUUGCUGUCGUGUGCGUUGCCGUGAAGGAAAUUCUCUUCCGCAUAACCCUGCGAGUGGGGAAAGAGGCCCGAUCAUCUGUUGUCAUCGCCAACGCCUGGCACCAUCGAAGCGAUGCUCUCUCCUCGUUAGUUGUCAUGGGCGGCAUCGGAGGCGUCAUGGUCGGGCUGCCGUACAUGGACGCCGUCGGUGGGGUGAUGGUGGCCGGCUACACGGCAAAGCAGGCGGUUGAGAUCGGAUGGGGCGCAGUGAAGGGAUUGACGGACCAGCAGACGGACACGCGGCUUCUUCACGGCAUCAGAGAGGUCGGUGACAAGCUUAUGGUCGGAGGGAUCAUCACUGGAUUGUCCAAGGUGCGGGUCCGGCACUUCGGUGCCUAUUGCCUCGUGGACUUGAACGUGAUCGUCGACCCGUUUCUCUCAGUCGGAGACGCGCACAAGCGAACAAAGAUUGUGCGCAGGGCGAUUCAGCUGGAGCACCCGGAGGUGCACGAAGUCCUGGCGCACGUUUGCCCCUCGGACGUCCAGCACGACUGAGCGGGGUGGAGCGCUGCUCGAGGCCUCUUGGUCUGCUGCAGCUUUGCCCUGCCGGCAGAGGUGCCGCACCUGGGCCGGGGGGCGAGGAUCCUGCCGGAAGCCUGGCGGAUCGAGCCUCUGGGCGGCGAGCGUGGGAGAUCGGACCCACCAGCGGCCUCGUGAUCUUCGCGGGUAGGGUGUCCGUCCGGAGCGUCGUGCCGUCAUUCUGCAAGGCUAUGGCUCGCCCCUCCCCGCUGCAGGGGAGUCCUGCGUCUUCGCCGUUUGUCGCCCGGUGUUUGUUUGUCCUGGGUGCAGGGUCCAGGACCCGCUUCGCUGAAGACCCCUUUGCUCAAUGUCAAAUCGUCUUUCUGUUGAGAUCCGACGUCGCGAAACUUACACACACGAAAUGCAGAGCACGACGUCGGGAAGGUCGGAGUAGCAUGGCCUUCUGCGUCCGAGGACCGUCGACGGCCCUCGGGAGAUCUCGGGGUGGAGGACGGGAGCGCCACACCCGUUUUGGGCACGGGCCAGACCAGGCAGCGGCCCCCCCUCGCGGGGCUCGCGACGAGCGGCGCGAGGAGCUCCACCCGCAUCGCAGGCGACCAUGACGGUCAAGACAUGGACACGAGGACCAGUUUGUGCUCAGGAGAGGCUCCCGGUCCUUCCUUACAGUCGGCCCGGAUUGGUAGGUCGACCCUGCCAAGUCAAGGGCGCCCUUGUGUCCGGUGUCCCGCGACCCAUGCCUCCUGCAUUCCCGUGGCAGAGUGCCCCUCGGAAAGGGUCUCUUGUCCUACCGCGUGCCCUCUCCAAUCAAGCCCGACUGUAUGCCUAGGUCGAGGAGCGUAUUCUUUUCCGAGGCUCACCGUGGCCAGAGAAGUCCGGUCUUUCCGUCUCUGGUGCUCCUUGUCAUUUGUUGUGUUUUUUUUUUUUUUCUCUUGAUCCAAGCAGCACUUUGCUUGCAACAGAAGCAAGAACAGGCACACACACCAAGCAUGUGGCGUUCCCUCUUCGUGGUGGCUGCAUGCCCUCGGCGCUUCGGCCCCGGAGCCUGCUUUCCAGUCCCUUGCGCGACCGCGGCAGUCACCAGCGGGGGG
Molecule: messenger RNA, 2237 nt
Organism: Prorocentrum cordatum
Lineage: Eukaryota; Dinophyceae; Prorocentrales; Prorocentraceae
Source: the annotation of a GenBank genome assembly